AUGCCAGUUAUUCACAUGAAUAAAGUUGAUCUAAAAAUCCUAAAACAAGUCCUCUCUAAAUACCCCUAUCACUUUUAUGCUUACGGAUCUAGAGUAAAAGGAACGGCGAGAAAAUAUUCUGAUUUAGAUCUUUGUUAUUAUGAUAUUCCUGAUUUAACGGUUGGUGAUAUUCGUGAAGAUGAUUUAGUAGAUUUUUUUCAAGACUUGCAAAAACGGGGAUUAAUUGCUAAUUCUGCUAACUUAGAUAAUUUUUAUCAGUUAAAAUCCGAAGAAAAAGUAGUUUAUUUAGGAAUUGAUUGCACGGCGGAAAGUUUACAUAUCGGGCAUUUAUUUUUACUAAUUCAAACAAUUAGGUUUGCUCACCAAGGAUUUCAAGUUCUUUUAGUGUUAGGGGGAGCCACUAGUAAAAUUGGGGAUCCGAGCGAUAAAGUAAAGGAGCGGACCCAGUUAGAAGUUAAAAAAUUGGUUGAAUAUCAAACUAAAAUCAAAGAGCAACUCCAAAAAAUAUUAUUUACUUCUCGGCAGAUUAAAAAGCCUCAAUUUGCUCCUUUAGAGCAGUUUUAUGGAGAGGACCCAAAAUUAUUAGAUAAAAAUAAAUUUCAAAUUCUUAAUAAUCAGGAUUGGUUAGAAAAAGUAAAUUUUGUAGAGUUUAUUGACCAAGUAGGACGCAAUAUUACGUUUAGUUAUUCCCUUUUACAAGCUUACGAUUUUUAUUACCUUUACCAAACUUAUAAUUGUCAUGGCCAAUUAGGAGGAAGUGAUCAAUGGGGAAAUUUAACCACGGGAUUAAAAUUAAUUCGGGGAUUUUUUCCGGAAAGUAAAAAUUUUGCUUUUAAUUUUCCCUUGUUGGUUGAUAAAGAAGGGAAAAAAUUUUCCAAAAGCGAGAGUGGGCAAAAAAUGUUGUGGUUAAAUAGUGAAAAAAACCAAUUUUAUGAUUUUUUUCGGAAUAUGCCCGAUGAGCAAGUCAAAGUAUAUAUAAAACAGUUCACUUUUCUAAGUGAAGAUCAGAUUAAUGAGUUGUUAAAAUUAAACAAUCCGCCUAAAUUAAGGAUUUUACAAAGGGUUUUAUAUGAAAAAGAGGGCAUUAAAAAAGGUGGAGGUGCGGCUACUUUUAAUGACGAUUUUUUUAAAGAUACUGUUACCUAUAAACAAGCAACUACUGUGGUUAAUGAGAUUACAAAAGGCCUUAAAGGGGUAGGUGCUGUUACUACUGCUGGGGUGACUCCUGCGAUGCUUGAUACAGCGGCUACUCACCACUCAGUUAUUUCAGCUUAUACUAACCUAGGAGCUACCCAUGCUACUGCAAAUAGCGUUUUAGCAGCACUUGAUGCUGCAUAUGUUGCUAAUACGGCACCUACUGUUGUUAAUGGUGCUGCUUGGAGAAAUUUAAUAAACGGCGUGGCUAAUUUUGCUGGUCCUGAUGGUGCUGGUGAUAAUGCUUUUAGAAAAGCAACUACUUUGGCGGAUAUGGAAACAGCUUUUAGGGCUUCUACGGCGGCUACUGGUGGUGAUGUGGCAGGAGCGAUAACUGCAGGUGGUGGUGAUGUUACUGUUGCUGGUUCUUUUAGUGCUUCUAUUCAAAAUGCUUUUGCUCACCACUCAGUUAUUUCGGCUUAUACUAAUGUUGGUGCCCAUACUGGUCCAGCUAAUGGUACUAUUUUAGGUGAAGUAAAGAACUAUAUAACUACUUUAAAUGGUGGUCUUUCCAAAGACAUUUUGGCUAUUGGGACAGGUGAUGCUGAUGGUGAAAUUGACAAUGCUUUUGCUCACCACUCAGUUAUUUCAGCUUAUACUAACCUAGGAGCUACCCAUGCUACUGCAAAUAGC
Molecule: messenger RNA, 1827 nt
Organism: Funneliformis geosporum
Lineage: Eukaryota; Fungi; Glomeromycota; Glomeromycetes; Glomerales; Glomeraceae
Source: the annotation of a GenBank genome assembly